Molecule: messenger RNA, 1212 nt
Organism: Closterium sp. NIES-67
Lineage: Eukaryota; Viridiplantae; Streptophyta; Zygnematophyceae; Desmidiales; Closteriaceae
Source: the annotation of a GenBank genome assembly
GCUCCUCUAAUUCCUUGUGAGAUUCUUGAACUUUGAUUGAACUUUUGAGAUUGAGUUAAGUUCUCCUCCUACAGCUUACCCCCUAAUGCGUCGAAAGCCAUAGCGUCGCGAAUACUUCAUCAAUCAACAUGAUUCAAAUUGGGAACGGUAGCUGAGAUUAAGAGCUACAACAUAUCCAAGUUUCGCGACAUUCCAACGGCUAGUUUUCUGUCGACGUCGUUUCUUGUGAAGACGACUUUUCUGUCCAGAAUUUCGGAUUUAUAUUUUUGAGUAAUUCUAGCUCCUAAGUUCACCUAGACUCCGUCCUUAAUCCUAACAAGUGGUAUCAGAGCCAUAUUAAGGACAUUGAGAGGAGUCUACAGAAGUUUGAAGACCCUUCUAGACCCACCAUGGCCUGUGGGUGUGCCUAAGUGGUGUUCUAAAGGUUGGAUGUGUCUUCCGCUAAGGGGAAACUCUGCCGAAAUUUCGUGGACGCCGACACUUGUGAAAAUAUCGAGGGAGCUGAGUGUGGACAGCAAAGGGGAGCUGAAAUUCGUCAUUUCUCAAGGAGAAGAUGAAUGAGAGAGGAGGAGAUGCUAAUGGAAGAGGAGCUGUAGCUGAGAAGGCAAGUGAGCCGCCGCCAUCAAAAGUUGAAGCUUUGGAUGGCUCCAACUAUGAGGAAUGGAGCGGGCGGAUGAGGAGUGCCUUCAAACGCUACAAGCUACUGAAGAUUGCUGUUGGGGAAGAGAAGAUGCCGGAAGAAGGCGAAGCACGCGAACGGUGGAUUGAGAAAAGCGCGGUGCUUUUCGACCUCAUCCUUCAAUCGGUCAACAAGGAGAUGUUCGAGCACAUCAAGGAUCUUGUGGAAGCGGAUGAUUCGGGUCCAAGGGCGUGGAAACUACUACGUGAUGUGAUUCAGCCCAACACUCUCCCAAUGGUGAUCGUGCUCGAGAAGGAACUUGCUGCCAUCUCCAUGCGACCAGGGGAUGAUGUGAAGCCGGUCCUUGACAAGAUCAAGGACACCUAUGCAUGGAUGGCAGCAGCGGGCAGCAGUGUAUCUCAGCUGCAGCAGUGCACCAAGAUCAUCUCGGUGUUGGACAACUCUUGGGACAACCUCAUCCCCACCCUCAACUCUCAGCAAGAUCAAUGGACACCUGAGUGGCUAAGGCAGCAGAUUCUGCAGGAGGACUUCCGCAGACGCCAUAGGUAGAGGCCGAGGUGACUAUAAUGAGG